Messenger RNA from Armigeres subalbatus, 782 nucleotides. RefSeq lists its product as uncharacterized. The transcript is spliced from 2 exons. Bases 22 to 657 code for a protein of 211 amino acids. NCBI's taxonomy places the organism in Eukaryota, Metazoa, Arthropoda, Insecta, Diptera, Culicidae. The record is from RefSeq and is a predicted model, not a curated record.
UAAAACCCCCGAACUGCAGUCAUGAAGUUCAUAGUUAUUCUUUCCCUUAUAGCGGUUCACUACACGAGAGGAAACUGUUCAUCCGUGUCAACGAUUGCGCAGAGCAACGAAGUCAGCAAACAUUUCUCACCGGACGAUUAUCUAGCAUUUGUAGAAAAACUCGCUAAGCAAUUGGAACAAGCGACACUUGAUUUUACCAAAGAUACCGUAGAGUGCUUCCCUCUGAUCCAGCAGAAUCGCCGAAUGCAACAAAGUGAUGAUGUUCUGCUUAGAGGAAAUUUCCGAAGUAAGAGUAGCGAAAGUUCAAAAAGUUCGAAGAGCAGUGAGUCAUCAUCAUUGGAAUCCAACCUGUGGGACAUGCUCAAGGAGCUGGUGACCGAGGCUUUCGAAACCAUUCGAGAUGUCAUUAAAAGGCUUCUUGGCAUCAAGAAGGUCGCUCAUUUGUUGCGCAUGAACAAUCUGGAAAAUGUUUAUGAACAACAUAUUACGGAUGAGAAAGUCGAAGAAGCUGUCGUCCACGUGAUGAAACUUCUACAGAAUAGCGAUGAUCUAGAUUCAGGUGCUGUAAAUCGUUUAGGGUACCUAAUGCAUGGAAUAAAACAAUUAUUUAUGUCUGUUGAGUGCCUUUUACGUAGAAUGGAGACUGAUCAUGAUUAACAGCAAACGAUUCGUUUUCAAAUAACUAUACUUCGCUAGGAUAAAUCAAUAUUGUACGGUUAGAGUAGUAAGAAAUAAUAAAUUUCUACUGUAUUAAUUUUUGUUUGCUAUUCUUCAUCCCUAUG